Molecule: messenger RNA, 1110 nt
Organism: Tilletiaria anomala UBC 951
Lineage: Eukaryota; Fungi; Basidiomycota; Exobasidiomycetes; Georgefischeriales; Tilletiariaceae
Exons: 3
Coding region: 223-1110 (295 amino acids)
Biological process (GO): mitochondrial respiratory chain complex I assembly
Cellular component (GO): mitochondrial inner membrane
Source: RefSeq, a predicted model, not a curated record
UUCUGUGCUUGUUGGGUGCCGCAACGCAUUGACUCGUCACGCAUUAUCUCGACCUCGAUCGUAUGCGAUGCGAUGAUGAGGUUGCUUGCUUCUUUCUUGCUAUAAUACAAUGCACUCCACUCAAGCAAUCGUAUCCUCGCGAGCAGUGCCUACUCAGCGAAUGCGCAUUCACCCGUAAUAGACCAGCAUUACCGCUGAAAGCACUCUCGUCACCAUCUAGCAAUGUUGGUCCCUGCCAUGUCACGCGCCGGAACGCGUGCAUGUCAAUCUAUCCUCAACAUCAACCUUCCGCAGUCAGCUGGUUCGGCGUCGACCUUCCCAUCUGCAGGUUGUCUGUACUGCAAACGUGAAUAUCAACUUUUCGCGCGAAAUUCCUUCGCAAACAGCGGCAGUAUCAAUGGCGGCAAGAGGAGCAUUGGUGUUGGCGAGAAGGGACGAAAGGAUGCUCGUCUGAAACUUCCGCCAACCCUCUCAUGCAGAGCAGGGAACUUUCCGCGUUGCCCAAGACGAACAUUCUUGCAUUCUUCGACUGUCAGCGCGAUCCGCAAACCUGAUCCUGGCGGAAAGCCUGUCGGCCCUAAUGAUCGGACAGUCUAUGACGACUUUACCAACAUCUUAUCUCCCAAUGCACUGUCACCAUCCUCUCCUUCAGGAGAUCUGGGCUCUUUGGCAGAGGGUCCAGUGACAAUCACAUCCAUGUCACCGCAGAGUUUCACACUCUCAGACGGUCUCGUGGUCUCUCAGCCUCUACUUCUGCUCAACGGCCAAGUCUUUCUAUGGCUCCCGCCCGCUUUGGAUCACAGCCGGGCGGCGCCGAACGGACAAGGAUGGGAAGAGUGGCUGGAGCAAGCAGGAGGAAGAGAUGAGAUCUGGAAGAUUUUGGAAGUCAUUGCUCCCAAGCCAGAAAUUCUGCUUUUUGGUACAGGAAAGACUGUGCUUCCCCCGCCUCAACAGAUCAGAGCCUACUUGGGCAGCAGCCUAGGCAUUCAACUUGAAGUCCAAGACUCACGCAAUGCGAGCUCGACGUACAACAUGCUGCAGGAGGAAGGGCGUAAAGUUGCUGCUGCGCUUUUGCCAGCCGGUGGUUGGAAUGGCACCUUGAAGAGCUAG